Messenger RNA from Gavialis gangeticus (Gharial), 3070 nucleotides. It is a transcript of the gene SLC26A5, whose product is annotated as solute carrier family 26 member 5. Gene Ontology annotation, biological process: transmembrane transport. The coding region runs from base 251 to 2461 and encodes 736 amino acids. Gene Ontology annotation, molecular function: bicarbonate transmembrane transporter activity; chloride transmembrane transporter activity; oxalate transmembrane transporter activity. Gene Ontology annotation, cellular component: membrane. NCBI's taxonomy places the organism in Eukaryota, Metazoa, Chordata, Crocodylia, Gavialidae. The transcript has 19 exons. The record is from RefSeq and is a predicted model, not a curated record.
AUCCCAGCCACACACUCUGCUGUGAGCAAGCUGGCAGGCAGAUGCACAGAGGGAGCUGCACCUUGCUGCCCAACUCAUCCUCUCCACUCUUCCUACCCUACCAGGGCCAGCAGGACAGACCACAGGGGUGGUCACCAGCGUGUGAGACCCUGCAGAAGCAGCUUCAGCAGCAGGGGCUGCCUUUGCCCCCUGAGGUUUGGGCUUCUUGGUGGAGACUUAAAAGCUGUUCUUCUUCUGUUCCUGAUCAUUGAUGCAAACCAUGGAGUGUGCUCAAGAACAUGAAGAAUACCCUGUGCAAACCCAGAUGUAUUCUGUGGAGAGACCAAUUUAUAACCAAGAGUUGUUGCAAGAGCAGCUGCACCAGAAGGAAAAGCCAUCUCAGCCUCUGUCACAGAGGAUAGCACAUUCAUGUCGUUGUACCUCCAAAAAAGCCAAGUCUCAUCUGUACAGCUUCUUACCAAUUUUACUAUGGCUUCCCCGGUAUCCGGUGAAGGCGUAUCUAUUAGGAGACAUUAUCUCAGGUAUAAGCACUGGGGUUAUGCAGCUUCCUCAAGGUCUAGCCUAUGCUUUACUGGCAGCUGUUCCCCCAGUAUUUGGCCUAUAUUCUUCAUUUUAUCCUGUUUUUCUGUAUACUUUUUUUGGGACCUCCCGACAUAUAUCAAUAGGCACAUUCGCAGUAAUCAGUAUGAUGGUUGGUGCAGUUGCAGUAAGAGAAGUUCCUGAUGAAAAAUUUGAUAUUCUGGAGUCUAAUUCCACCAACAGCACCGAAACUAGAGAUGACAUGAGGGUGCAGGUGGCUGUGACUCUUGCCUUGCUUUCAGGGAUCAUACAGCUGUGUUUAGGCCUCCUUCGGUUUGGAUUUGUAGCCAUCUACCUAACAGAGCCCUUAGUACGAGGGUUCACAACUGCUGCAGCGGUUCAUGUCUUUACCUCCCAGUUAAAGUAUCUGCUUGGAGUUAAGACUAAACGAUACAGUGGAGCCCUUUCAGUUUUAUAUAGUAUAUAUGCUGUGUUUUCAAACAUCACAGACACCAACAUUGCAGCCUUAGUCGUUGGAUUAACAUGCAUUGUUUUGCUACUAAUUGGCAAGGAAAUCAAUGUGCGUUUUAAGAACAAGUUACCAGUUCCUAUUCCUAUGGAGAUCAUUGUGGUAAUAAUUGGUACUGGCGUUUCAGCUGGAAUGAAUCUUUCUGACACCUAUGGAGUGCAUAUUGUUGGAAAUAUCCCUAAAGGAUUACGGGCCCCGGCAAUACCUGAUAUGGGAAUCAUCCAACAAGUAUUUAUAGAUGCAGUAGCAAUAGCAAUCGUUGGAUUUUCCAUGGCUGUAUCAAUGGCCAAAAUCUUUGCACUUAAACAUGGUUACACUGUUGAUGGAAAUCAGGAACUCAUUGCCUUGGGAAUAUGUAAUUCUGUAGGAUCCUUUUUCCAGACCUUCCCAAUCACUUGCUCGAUGUCUCGGAGCCUUGUUCAAGAAAGCACCGGUGGAAAAACACAAGUUGCAGGUACGCUGUCCUCCAUCAUGGUGCUUUUAGUCAUUGUGGCUAUUGGUUACCUCUUUGAACCACUACCACAGACGGUGCUGGCUGCGAUUGUGAUGGUGAAUCUGAAAGGAAUGUUUAAACAGUUUGCCGACAUACCACAUUUCUGGAGAACCAGUAAGAUCGAACUGGCCAUCUGGGUUAUAGCUUUUCUGGCCUCUGUUUUCCUGGGACUAGAUUACGGCUUGCUUACCGCUGUGGCAUUUGCAAUGAUAACCAUUAUCUACCGAACACAAAGUCCACAAUACAGAAUCCUUGGUCAGAUUCCCAACACAGACAUUUACUGUGACGUCGACACAUAUGAAGAGGUGAAAGAAUGUCCAGGAAUAAAAAUAUUCCAGGCCAAUGCCUCACUCUACUUUGCCAAUAGUGAAUUAUAUCUCAAUGCACUGAAGAAAAAGACUGGAGUUGACCCUUGUGCCAUACUGGCUGCAAAGAAGAAAGCCCAGAAAAGGCAUGCCAGGGAAAUGAAACAGGCAGAUGAAUGCAAGAAGAAAGCCAUCCUGAAGCUUACCAGUGAUGUGGAAACAAGUGUAAAGCAUGAAAUAGCAAAUGAUGAGCUUCCCCUAAAUGGAAAGUUUGCAUCUGCUGAUGCUAAUGCCCAAGACACGUCUCCUAAUGAACUGGAGCGCUUUAUGGAGCCAAUGGGAAAAGUUCACUCUCUAAUUCUGGACUUUACACCAGUGAACUUUGUGGAUUCAGUUGGAGCAAAAACAUUAAAAUCGGUUAUAAAAGAAUACGAAGAAAUUGGGGUUGGUGUGUACAUAUCUGGCUGCAGUGGGCCUGUUGUUGAUGAACUGACAAGACUUAAGUUCUUUGACAAAUCCAUCACCAGAGACUUGUUGUUUCACAGUGUCCAUGAUGCUGUUCUCACAUGCCAACUGAAAGCUGUAUCUGUUUCGCAGGCUGCCUUAAACCACUGAGUUACACCCAGAUAACUGUGUUCUCAGAAUUGUGCAGACAGAGACUCUCUUCCAACAUUUCAUUUGCACAUUUUAAACAGACCCUGAGGCUUUUUACAUCUACUGGUAUAUUCUGUGGGAGGGAGUGGGAAUUGUUUGUGCAGGAAUAACGAAUGAGGACUUGGAAACCUUCAAACUUUUCAACUGUACUCUUUCCAGGUAGGACCUGAACCAACAGGGAAACAUUUAAUUACACAAGGCUGAAAACUGGUGUGUUUUUCUGUGGUCAGUGUUAGAGAAUCAGUGUAGGGGAGUGCAGUUUAACACUUAGAAAUAUGGCAAGCACUAUUGCGCCUAGUUAGGUGUGGACAAAACCAGAAGAUGUGUGGAGUGCAGCGUGAACAAGUUGACAUUCCAACGGCCUCAUGAUGAAAUAUGCACUUUAAUUCACUGCUUCUAGUUAAGUGAGAUCUUGCAGAAAACAAAUGUUCUGCAUUGCCAAAGUAAUACACUGUACCAGUGUCUUCAAAGGAUGUUCUUAACUCACUGUAAAACACUGAUGCCAAUAUCUAUGUCUAGCAGGUGCUUAUGUAAAGUGAAGCCAGUUUGCUGACUGCAUUAGUGACUUUU